Molecule: messenger RNA, 1415 nt
Organism: Prunus avium (sweet cherry)
Lineage: Eukaryota; Viridiplantae; Streptophyta; Magnoliopsida; Rosales; Rosaceae
Source: RefSeq, a predicted model, not a curated record
UGCUAUGAGUAUGACAUUGAGAGACAACCCUAGUUUUGUUUCAUAUUUGCGAAAUGCCCCCAAUUAAGCUCAGCUGGUUUGUCCUCUCGGAAUUGCUCUCUCUCCUUCCCUCAACAAACAUUCUCUCUGCUGCCCAAGGAAGAAGAAAUGAGAACAAAUGGACACUUUAUUUGAGGUUAUAUUGAUUACAAGGUCGUACCAUUUUCACUGUUUGGGAUAAGUACUGGUUAGGCAGAUGCAGAAGCAAUGUUAUAGCUUUUAGGUAUGACUUGUUCGUAUAGUAGGAAAAGAUGGUUUCUUGCUUUAAUAGUUUUGGUUUAAUGGCCAUAAAAUCUUGAAUUGUGUUUGAGAUGUCACUUGAUGUGAGAAAUGGGUUAGCUGACAUAGCUGAGAAUAUUGUAUAGGUGGUUGUGUGUUUGCAUUGAAUGUUUAUACCUUUGAGAUCUUAGAGGCUUAGAGGGCAAGUCCGAGGUUAGGCAUGUAAUGGAUCAUCUAGGUUCUUGGGAAAGUGAUCUGGAUUUUGACUUGGAAAGUGGUGAGACUGAACGCACCAGUGAAGAAGAUGGAAAUGAAGGGUCGGGUUCGGAUGGUAAAUGUUCCAGGAAAACAAUGGCUAGGGCAAGGAGUGGGUACUUGUAUAUUGAUGGAUCAAUAGCAGCUAGUGAUGGGCUAAGUGCAGGCAAUAAUGUAUCAAGUAUUGGUCAGAAUAUGGAUACGUUAGCUAGAAGUAUGGGGCAGAUGGCAGAAGGAGGAAUGGAGAAGAGAACAGUUGAGAAACAGAAAAAAAUCCCUAAAAAGCAUCCCAAGCCACCUCGGCCUCCUACAGGUCCAUCAUUACAUGCCGCCGAUAUAGAGUUCGUCAAAGAAAUUUCAAAGCGAUCAAGGUUGCGGCAUGCAAGGAGAGAAAGGAUGAAUGCAUUGAAGAAAAUGAAAUCUGAUAAAACAUCAUCAUCGAAGAUAAACUUCUUGGCAAUGAUCGUCACCACUAUCUUCUGCUUUGUGAUAAUCUUCCAUGGAAUCUUGGGUGCUCAUGCAUGAUUUAAGUGUUCGAAAAUCCCACAGUUUUUAAUUUAGGAACCCCUAAACUCAUGGGCUGGUUCUGUGUUUCCCAGUUUGGCCGCCGAAUGCCGUGGGGAUUGUUUAUUGAACCUUAUUUUGAGUUUCGACAAUCCCAAUCUGUUGUUGGGGAAGCAGUGCUGUUAAAGGACUUUGUGGGUAAAGCAGCCUUGCCAUACAAUCAAUGGGGACGAUUAGGCACCACAGGGAGAUGAAAGCAUCAUACCCCGAUCCAUUUCUAUUAUAUAUGUUGAUCAAGUGAAGUGAAUUGCUUUCCAACUGUACAAGAAUUUUUUUUGUUUGUAUUUUGUUGUUAUAAAUUUUAUAAAUGGCGCACAAGUGGCUUUCUUAGAAUCUUA